This is a messenger RNA of Umbelopsis ramanniana AG, 2628 nucleotides long. RefSeq lists its product as uncharacterized. Gene Ontology annotation, molecular function: rRNA (guanine) methyltransferase activity; rRNA (uridine-2'-O-ribose)-methyltransferase activity. Gene Ontology annotation, cellular component: preribosome, large subunit precursor; nucleolus; nucleus. NCBI's taxonomy places the organism in Eukaryota, Fungi, Mucoromycota, Umbelopsidomycetes, Umbelopsidales, Umbelopsidaceae. The transcript has 8 exons. The coding region runs from base 1 to 2628 and encodes 875 amino acids. The record is from RefSeq and is a predicted model, not a curated record. Gene Ontology annotation, biological process: rRNA methylation; maturation of LSU-rRNA from tricistronic rRNA transcript (SSU-rRNA, 5.8S rRNA, LSU-rRNA); maturation of 5.8S rRNA from tricistronic rRNA transcript (SSU-rRNA, 5.8S rRNA, LSU-rRNA).
AUGCCGCAAAAAAGAGACAAAAAGUCGUCCAAGGGACGUUUGGACAAGUACUAUUACUUGGCUAAGGAACAGGGUUAUCGUGCUCGUUCUGCUUUCAAGCUGGUGCAAUUGAACAAGAAAUAUGGAUUCCUGGAGAAAUCUCGAGUGCUUAUCGAUCUUUGUGCUGCACCUGGUGGUUGGCUCCAAGUCGCAAGCAAAUACAUGCCACAAUCCAGUUUGAUUAUCGGUGUGGAUUUGGCUCCCAUUAAACCUAUACCCAAUAUUGUUACAUUCCAAGAUGAUAUUACUACCGAAAAAUGUCGACAGAACUUGCGCCAAGAAAUGAAGACAUGGAAAGCAGAUGUUGUUCUCCACGAUGGUGCUCCCAACGUUGGUACAGCAUGGACACAGGAUGCUUUCUCUCAAUCCGAGCUUGUAUUGAUGUCGUUGAAGCUCGCUACUGAGUUCUUGGUCAAAGGAGGAACUUUCGUCACCAAGGUUUUCAGAUCCAAAGAUUACAACAAUUUGAUUUGGGUUUUCCAGCAAUUGUUCAGAAAGGUUGAAGCUACAAAGCCUCCUUCCUCACGUAACGUAUCUGCCGAAAUUUUCGUUGUCUGCCAGGAUUUUAUUGCGCCAAAGAAGUUGGAUCCUCGAUUCUUGGAUGCUAAAGCCGUCUUUGCUGAGUUGGAACAAGAAGAAAAGUCAAAGCAAGUUGAUAUUUUCCACCCCGAGAAACGAAAACGUCACAGAGAAGGUUACGAAGAUGGAAACUAUACCAUGCACAAGAAGGUUGAUAUCAUGGAGUUCAUCACAGCACAGGAUCCUAUUCUUGUAUUGGGUUCAUACAAUCAAUUUGUCUUUGAGUCCGAUGAAUCUAAAGUAUUGCUUAAACAUGAAUCGACAACGGAAGAUAUCAAAAUUAACGUGGAAGAUUUGAAGGUCCUCGGCAAAAAGGACUUCAAGCAAUUGCUCAAGUGGAGAUCAUCAAUUCGUGAAGAACGCAAGAUGGACAGCAAGGCAGAAAAGGCCAAAGUAGAGACCGCUGAGGUAGAGCCUGCGGAUGAUGAUGAAAUUAUCGAAGCCGAACUUGCCAAUUUGACAAAAGAAGAGGCUGCUCGUGUCAAGAGAGCUCGUCGCAAGGCUAAUGAAAAGAGAGCCAAGACAUUGCAGCGCAUGCAGCUUAACAUGGUCGUUCCCGCUGAUAUUGGUAUGGAACAAGAAGGCCCAUCUGGCCACCAAAGUCUCUUUGGUUUGUCCAAGAUCAACAAGCUUGGCGCUCUGCAAGAAGUGCGAAAGGGUGACAUGACACUUGUCGAUAAUCUUGAAAGCUUCGAUGACGAUGUUGACUAUCACGUUGACGAGGUUGAAACCAAGCCCCGUGAUCCAGAUGAAUAUGUCGAUAGCGACGAUGGCGAUUUUGAACUCGAAGAUCAACUUGAUGCUAUGUACGAGAAUUACAUUGAGCGACAGUCCGAACGUGAUGCCAAAUACAAAGUCAAGAAAAUGCGCGCAAAGGAGAAUGAAUGGAAGGGAUUCGACGCUCAAAAAGAUUCUGACGAUGAAGAAGAUGGUGACGACAGCGAGACAGGCGAGCGACGCAAAGACAAGGAUGAAGAUUUCAGCGACGACUCUGACUCGGAGUCGGAUGAAGAACCCAUUCCUACUUUGCCCAAGAAGAAAUCAAAGAACCCACUUCUUGUCGACUUGAGCAAUGAGGAAGCUGAAAUGAAGAUGAUUACCAAGACCGGAUUGACCAAGAAAGCUGCCAUGUUCUUUGAUCAAGAUGCUUUCAAGGGCAUUGAAGGUAUCGACCUUGAUGGAGACGAUGAUGAUGAAGAGGAAGAGGAAGAUGAAGAUGAAGAUAUGGCCGAACUUGACGAAGAUAGUGAGCAAGAAGCUCAAAAGGUGCCUACCUUGAAUGGCAAGAAACGCAAAGCUGAAGAACCUCUCGAAGAAGAUGACGAUGAAAGCGAUUUUGAAAUCGUUGCUGGAGCUCCAGAAGAUGAGCUGUCUCAAGAUGAAGCCUGGGAUGGUAAAGAAGAUAAAAAAUCAAAGGACGUUAGAAAGGCUCAAGAAAUCGGUCUGAUUACAGCAGAGGCCAUGACAUUGGCUAAACAGCUCGCCAAUAAGGAAAAGACGAAACAAGAUUUGAUUGACGAAGGAUUCACAAAGGAAGCUUUCCGAGACAAGCGGGCAUUGCCUCAGUGGUUCUUGGAUGAUGAAGAUAGACACAACCAGGUCAACAUUCCUGUCACGAAAGAGGCCAUUAAAGCUGUUCGCGAAAAACUCAAGGCAUUGGAUGCUCGACCCAUUAAGAAGAUUGCCGAAGCAAAGGCAAGAAAGAAGUUUAAGGCCAACCAGCGUCUAGAGAAGGCUAAGAGGAAGGCAACGGACAUUGCUGACAACCCGGACAUGUCUGAAAAAGAAAAGGCUACAUCUAUUGGCAAACUGUUACAAAGAGCCACCAAGGCCAAACCCAAGAAGGAGGUCAAAGUGGUUGUGGCCAAGGGCAGCAAUCGUGGUGUUCAGGGUCGACCUAAAGGAGUUAAGGGACGUUAUAAGAUGGUUGAUUCUCGUAUGAAGAAGGAGACUCGAGCGCUUAAGCGGAUCGCUAAAAAGAACAAGAAAAAUGGCGGAAGAAAGAAGUAG